AUGUUUGUCUACAACACCACGCCACAUUCAACUACGGAACGUCAUCCAUACGAACUUCUUUACGGCAAGCCGGCCGAAGUUCCGAAUUCUCAUUCGCGCACAGAAGAAGUACGGUACAACUACGACGAUUACUGCUACGAACUGAAACAGCGGCUGCAACGCGCACACGACACCACACGUGACACUAUCGUGAAGAAGAAGGAGAAGUCUAAGGCACUUUACGACCGGAAUGCAAAACCAAUUACAGUGCAUGUUGGGGACAAGGUGUUGACAAAAUGGCAUGCGAAGAAGGGCAAACUCAGCGCCAACUGGAAAGGCCCAUUCGAGGUAGUCGGACGUACAAAUACCGAAAACAUAAUAAUAAGGAAGGGACGUCGGGAAGUGAAGACGCACAUUAAUGACGUCAAACUCUCCCACGAAUAA
Molecule: messenger RNA, 423 nt
Organism: Macrosiphum euphorbiae (potato aphid)
Lineage: Eukaryota; Metazoa; Arthropoda; Insecta; Hemiptera; Aphididae
Source: the annotation of a GenBank genome assembly